AUGGUGCUCAACUACGUCGUCCCCGCCCGCAAGGUGGUGCCCGCCCUGCUCGGCAGCCUGGCAUUUGCCACUGUGGCCAGCUCGUACACGACGUCAUUGUUCGCCACGCCCGCGAGCUUCCACAACAAGGAAUGGGAGAACGCGACCCUGGAUCAGUUGUCCGCCAAGGCCCGGCAAGCCUCUGACUUGCCCGCCAUUGUGAACCCCUUCCGGCACAUGGCAUAG
Molecule: messenger RNA, 225 nt
Organism: Auxenochlorella protothecoides
Lineage: Eukaryota; Viridiplantae; Chlorophyta; Trebouxiophyceae; Chlorellales; Chlorellaceae
Exons: 3
Coding region: 1-225 (74 amino acids)
Source: RefSeq, a predicted model, not a curated record